ACACCAAACACUCCUUCUCUAUCUUUUAUAUUUUUUUUCGUCCUUAUCUUUCUCAGCUACCCCUCUUCUCGUCGCUGCUAUACAGAUAUUCAGAUAUAGCGAAGCGAUCCACGUGUAACAUUUAUUCCGUUAUUUCUACUAUUUUCCCUAAAUAUAGGGGUUUUUCUGUUUUCACUUCUGCCAAAAAUAAGAGUGACGUGGUUACAUAUCGCUACGGUAAUCUCAUUCAGACGCCUCUCUACCUCUAUCUUCAGAUCCUUAUCCGAACCCUUCGAAUUCCCUGUUUGUCUUCUUCCCUCUUUCUUUCUUUCUCUCUUAUCUAAAUCUUUUCAUUUCUUCUCUCUCACUCUCUUUCAUUCUGUUUCUUUUUUCUUUUUCCUUUUUCUCGUCUCUAAAGAUAGCGGAUUUCUUCUGCUAGGGUUUCAUUUUCUUCUCGUUUCGUCUCUCGAAACCCUCGAUCGCGUUUCAUUACUGCCGCUAAUUUUAAUCGAAUCGAGGGUUUCUUCUCCUCUCUCUCUCUCUCUCUCUCUCUCUCUCUCUCUCUCUUUGUUGUUUUUAUGGCAUUGGUUUGGACGUCUCUGUUUGAGAUCUUGCGGAAACCAACGGUCGGAGAUGUUGUGGCCGAGCUGGUUUUAUAUCUGGGCCCGUUGUGGAUUGCGGUGCUCAUAGGGCUCGUGGUCGGGUGGGCUUGGAAGCCAAAAUGGGCAUAUUUGGGGAGAGAGAAAUCGGAUUGUGGGGAGAAGUCUCCGGUCUCUGAGGAUUUGAGUUUGCAGGCGCCACCGUCAUCGUCUGGUUUUAGUUUGAUGCCGAGCUUGAAUUCAUUAAAGGUGCAGCUGCCAAAUUGCAUCGGUUGGAUUUCGGAUGAUAGGGAGGCGGCAAGUAAGGCAUUUGAGAAGAGCACGGCAGAUGAGUCCGGUGGCUCGCAGCUAGAAAAUGAAAAAUUGGCAGUGACUUCGGAGGAUUUAGAGUAUUUGUUCCAGCUUGUUGAGGUUACUGAUGGGGGUCCCACAUGGAUACAGAUGAUGGAUCGUUCCACACCGACUAUGAACUGUCAAGCAUGGCGGAGGGAUUCCGAGACUGGCCCGCCUCAGUACCGUAGCAGAACUGUCUUUGAGGAUGCAACGCCUGAGUUAGUUAGAGACUUCUUCUGGGAUGACGAAUUCCGAUCGGUGUGGGACGAUAUGCUGAUACAUACCACAACCUUAGAGGAGUGCCCCACCACAGGAACUAUGGUAGUUCAGUGGGUUCGAAAGUUUCCGUUCUUCUGUAGCGACAGGGAAUACGUGAUAGGUCGCCGGAUUUGGGAGUCAGGAAGAACUUAUUAUUGUGUGACGAAGGGAGUUCCGCGCCCCUCUGUUCCAAGGCGCAAGAAGCCGCGACGCGUCGACUUGUAUUAUUCAAGUUGGUGCAUUCGGGCAGUGGAGUCAAAAAGAGGGGACGGCGAGCUGACUUCGUGCGAGGUUCUCCUCUUCCAUUACGAAGACAUGGGCAUUCCAUGGGAGAUAGCAAAGCUGGGCGUCCGUCAAGGCAUGUGGGGCACCGUCAAGAAGAUCGAGCCCGGCCUACGGGCUUACCAGACAGCCAGAAGGUCAGGGGCACCACUAUCUCGGUCCGCCUUCAUGGCCCAGAUCAACACCAAAGUCAAUACAGAAUAUCUGAGAUCUUUAGAAACGGCUGGUGAUUCAUCAGAGCUUGAGACUUUGAACUCGAAGGAGAAGCCAUGGGGGAGGAACAUACCCAAGUUCCUCAUCUUUGGUGGGGCCGUGGCCCUUGCCUGUAGUCUUGAUCGGGGGCUCCUAACUAAGGCAGUCAUAUUCGGAGUGGCCAGAAGGUUCGCAAAGGUUGGGAGGAGGUUAUGAUUUUGGGAGUAGCAAUUAUAUCACUUGGGAAAAUUCAAAAAUGAUCCGGCAGCAGUUUCAUUGGCUUCCCUGGUUUCUAAGGGAGAUGAUUUCUCUCUUGAAUUAUGGAAGCAACGGCAGAGGGAAGGAGAGAUAGUAUGGCUGUCUCUAUAGUCAUUGAAAAGAGAUCUGAUAUGAAGGAUUAUUUGCAGCAUACUUGUAUUGCCGAUACUUCCCAUUCUUCUUUCAGUAUUCCAAUUGUAAGUUGGUAUUAGUAAAAUGUACGAGUCUCCAUUCUCUU
Molecule: messenger RNA, 2139 nt
Organism: Magnolia sinica
Lineage: Eukaryota; Viridiplantae; Streptophyta; Magnoliopsida; Magnoliales; Magnoliaceae
Exons: 6
Coding region: 558-1859 (433 amino acids)
Molecular function (GO): lipid binding
Source: RefSeq, a predicted model, not a curated record